Messenger RNA from Amoebophrya sp. A120, 3304 nucleotides. NCBI's taxonomy places the organism in Eukaryota, Dinophyceae, Syndiniales, Amoebophryaceae. The record is from the annotation of a GenBank genome assembly.
AUGAUUUCUGAAUCCUCGAUGAUUCCUGGGUCGAAACAACUUUCCUCCCCAUCGGCACUGCUACACGACAGCAGCACCUCCAGCAGGAAAAAUAAGAACCAUCACCGAAAUAGUUUUACGAGUCCGCGGCCCGCAAAAUACAAGUACUUCAUCAAACGACGACGGAACGAAAUCAUGUACAGCGUAUCCUCGAAGCGGCUCCGGGGCGGCAAGGGGACCUGCCGCAUGACCAACUGCCUGCUCCAAUACAGCGAAUCCGUUCCCAACCACGGGUCGGUCGCGGGGACGUUUCGGCGCGUGAAGCGGUACGCCGUGCGGAACCGGAUCUAUUGGAAGGCGGAGUCCCCCCUCGCACCGCUGCGCUGGCGGGAGAAGCCGAAGUGGGCGAAGGUGCGGAUGUUGGAGGAACUAUGAAUGGCAAAAGUAUUGUGCUAGUAUGAAUUGCAUUACAAAUUUGCUCAGCAUUACAAAUUAAAUUUGUAAUGCGGAUUUCCCUUAGGAACCAGAUUUGUAAAUGCAUAAAUGCACUUAGUACGAGUACGAUACUUUUGCACAGGAUAGGAAUCCGUGUACUACAAGAAGUGGUCCUUUCUCAAAUACUGCACCGAGGUGGUGAAGCACGGAAUCGAGUAUCCUGAGCAAAAACGUCCCCACCCCAGAGUUGUCAUGCAGAUUUGCAAUGACAGGAACAUUUGUAAUGCGCACGUACAUGAGAGGCGUUUCCAGUCGUGUUUUGGCAUUUGUAAUGCUGUAAACAGGAUGAGGAGAUGGGUUUGUGAUGCGACUGUCCUUGCUAACCUGCACUACACUACAAAGACGAACUUGUCAUGCAUGGCUGUCAAAACUCCUGGAUUUCUGUUGCAGAGUUCGCAACUUGACUAUGGGGAGGGGGGAUGUUUCCUUACGAUAUCGAGAACGAGUUACCGAUCAUCGACAUGCAGAACCGAAAGACCGACACCGCCUCCGCGAACGUGCACUUAUCCGGAAUGGCCUGCGAUCUGAACAACGUGUCCGAGGCCUUAUCCGAUUCGAGGCGCCACCAAAUCUCCAACCUCGCGCUGCCCUUCCGCUUCCGCCCCUUCGCGGGGCAGGUGCCGGCGGAGCUCAGCGUGUCCGAGUACCUGGAAAGCGGAACGCUCCCCACGAGCGACAGUUUCGAGACCGCGCGGGUCUACCAGCUGAGCAAGACGCACGACAACCUGCCAAAACACUCGCGGCUGUGCACCUGGGAGGCGGUGUUCACGAAAACGCAGUUGCUGAAGUACACGGAAGAGGGAGUUUUCGUGAAGGACAAGUUUCGCAACGUGGUGACCAGAAUCGGACUGCAGCUCCCUCAGGGAGGUAGCUACAACUCGGACAGCACGGGAGUAGACGAGUCGCUGUCCCUCGCGGCAGAUGAUAGAAGCAGUUGUGUGCUGCUCCCUCCCGGAAGCAUUGUGCUGCGUACCGAAACACUACCGGAAGAAGAAAGCGUCGCUGUAGAAGAAGGUAUAGGUGGUUUGCAUUUCAUAGUUCCGCGCUGUUAUCAAUGUAAGGAUAUUAUUGAUUUCUAUCAAUCCGGGUGUGCAUGCGUAUGAUUAUGUAUAUUAAUGUGUUAUUAGAACUCGUCCGUAGUUGAGGACUAUUAGAACUCCGUAGUUGAGUAAACCUACCUACCCACCCUGUCUCGCCAAAGUUGCUCUCCACUGAUCCCGUUCACCGAGAGAAAGAAAAUCAGUCGAUCUACUUCUCGAUCCACUUUAAAUGCUCCUUUUUCCUGAAGGGAGAUUCUUUCGCACCUUCCUGCGCUCUGCGUAGCACCACGCAACCUUCAUAAAUCCUUUCGAAAACUAGCCAUUUUUCGUCUGGACGACGGGUCUGCAAUAGUAAAACGGUGACUCGUGUUGCUGCUCUGGCGUGACACUGUGCUGGCUGCAGUGUCAAAUAGUCCCGCACAACGAUCAGAAUAGACAACGAAUGUAAAACGCUGCUCUUUAUUGUUCAAACGUACAGCGAAAAAGACAAAACAUGGGCAGCGUUCAUAAAUCCUUCCGCGCUUUUCUUUCCGUGCGCGGGAGGACGACGCGUUUGCUAGAAAAAAACGGUGCCUCGUGUUGCUGGCUCGGCUUUAUCUUUACAUGUCGAGAAAACAGUGUCAAAAGGCCCGGACAGUCUUUAUUUCCUUCCUAUCGCUAGGCUUUUUGCCGCCUUGAAAAAAGUUUUUUUCCACUAAGAAAAAGGUUCAAUGGACCAUUGCACCUUCCGCAAGUAUUAUCUCGAUCAAUAAACAAUUCUAGCAGGUCUUUCUUCCCCCGCCUUCGCGUCUUCUUCGCAGGGGGCGGAGGCGCAAGCGAGGGUGCAGGAAUCUCGCUCGAUUUCGGCGAAGAAGCACGUGACCUUCCUGCUCACGGAAGACUACCAUCGAAUGCUGGACGAAGAAUUUGACAGUGACGCCGAUGGGUACGACGUGCCCUUUCUCGCCGCGUUGCCAGCGGAUGUCGGGUACAGCGAGGCGACGCUCGUAGACCGGUGGGAGCGAUACUGGAACAACGACCAAGGAGCUGAUGACCCGGUAGAUGAACGGCAACAGCGGAGCGAGAGUCAUCUGGUCGCACAAGAAGCUGCACAUCUCCAGCUUUCCGCCGCCGCAGACUCGCUGCAGAGUGAAGACGCGGCUGAUACUACUACUAGCGGGUACAAUCGUCAAGACAAUAAUGAAGCUUCUGCUCUUACUUCCAGUAGAACUGCGGAACAGCAAAAAGAAGGGACGGAACUACAACUACGCAGGGAGUCGAUAAUAAAGCCGACCAAAAGCAAGGACUUCGCGAUGUUUGAUGGCGUCGAGACCACCCGCGCGGUCGGGCUCGAGGCAAGGCGCUUGCGUGUCGCCGCGAUUUUGCAGGAAAAAAAGCGGCAGUACAAGAGUCUGAUGGACAAGGACGAAGCGUCUUGUCUAGAAGUACCUGGCGGCUCGGAAGAAGAUACUAUCUCAUCGCUUGGUGGAAGGGAAGCGAGUGCUUUGGAUGAUUCAGACUCGGAUUCGAAACCGAGCAUCGGUGCAUUGGCCUUCCAACCGAGCACCGAGUUCGGACCGAGGGAACAGGUGUCGACCGAGGAGUCUGAUGCAGCGGAUUCAGCCUUCAACAGGAAAGAAGUUUCCGACAAGCGCCAAAGUGCGACAGGGAGCUGAUUUCCAUGUAGACGCUGUGAAAUUACCACAUCGCUUCUCGCAUCUUUACCUAUGAAAAGAUGAAAGAAUCAUUGAAACCUUCUCGCGACAAAAGCAAAGCGCUGCGUAUUUGCGCUUUUCUCGAAACUGCGGCAU